Messenger RNA from Parastagonospora nodorum SN15, 237 nucleotides. RefSeq lists its product as hypothetical. Bases 1 to 237 code for a protein of 78 amino acids. The record is from RefSeq and is a predicted model, not a curated record. The transcript has 2 exons. Lineage: Eukaryota; Fungi; Ascomycota; Dothideomycetes; Pleosporales; Phaeosphaeriaceae.
AUGGCUCUCGGCGCAAGAAACAGAAUCGGUAUCGCAAUGGGUCGCUUCCCACAUUUCAAGGACAGUGGUGGUCUGCAUGUUCCUCGUAGCCACCUGUCGAGGCCAAAUGUGGGUGAUUCGCGCGCAAUUCCUUUACGAACGGACUUCCUGAGGCGUGAGCAGUACGGUGGAGAUACAGAUCAAAAAAAGCAAGGAACAAAAUUUGAGAAGAGCGAAUUUUCCAUGCGCGAAGCGUGA